AUGGAACGCUUCGAAGAGAAAGGCAGAGGCGAAAAGACGUCGCCCCAGGCUUGUCUUGAGGCGGGCAGCGGCGACCUUCCGAGGGAGAACGGCAUUCUGGCGGCUUUGCGACGCUUUGAGGGUAGAAUGGAUAAAGCCCUGGGGAUCGAGGCGCAUGCCAUUGACCGCAAGACGGACGCUGACAAGAAGCCCGUCAAGUGGCACGAGGAGCUGACCAUGGCUCUUCUGUGGGCAAGUGGUACCAUGGGCAUCAGCUGUUUUGCCACUGGCUUUCUUGGCUGGGAGUUUGGUCUUGAUUUGCAGCGGGCCAUUCCCAUCUACAUCUUUGGUUCCAUCCUCGGCGGCGCCGUGUCUGGGUACUGUGCCACGUUUGGUGCAGCAACCGGUUUGCGUCAAAUCUCCGUCUCACGAUUCAGCUUUGGCUGGUGGCCAAACAAACUCAUUGCCUUCCUGAACGGCCUGGAACAGCUUGGAUGGGCAUCGGUCGGUUCCAUCAGUGGCGGAUUAGCUCUGACCGCCGUGGCCGAUGGUCGCAUUUCGCUAGUCGUCGGUGUCAUCAUCAUCGCCAUCGUAUCUCUUUUGGUCAGCUUUCUCGGUCUGCGCUGCAUCUUGAUCUAUGAGCGCUACGCAUGGCUCACCUACUUCAUUAUAUUCAUGAUCAUCUUUGACAUGGUUGGCCCGUAUGCCGACGACGUCACGCCGGCCCAGGUCACGGGCGCCGACCUUUCUGCCAGCGCCCUCUCACUUCUUGCCGUCGUUUAUGGAAGUUCUGCAUCAUGGGCCACCAUGGUGUCCGACUACUACGUCCAGUACCCGACCAAUGUAUCCAGGUUCAAAGUUUUUGCACUCACGACACUCGGCAUUGCCAUUCCCACCUCCAUUGGCAUGACUGCCGGCGCCGUGGCGGCCAGCUCCCUGAACAACCAGACGGCCUGGAAAGACGCAUAUGAGAACCAGGGUCUUGGAUUCCUGAUCCGAGACAUGCUGCACCCGCGCGGAUUCGCCAAGUUUCUACUCGUCAUUUUUUCCUUCAGUGGCAUCAACACCAACAUCAUCUCCCUCUACUCUGCGGCCAUCUCAUUCCAGCAAAUGGCUCGUCCUUUCGCCCGAAUACCCCGGUUUCUUUGGACUUUCCUCUGCUUUGCUAUUGUGAUUGGUCUGGCUCUCGGUGGUCGCAGCCAGCUAAACACCUAUUUGCAAAACUUCCUCAGCUUGCUGGGCUAUUGGUGCACGAGCUACUUUGUCAUCCUGCUUAUGGAACAUUCCAUCUUUCGACGUGGAGACUUUGCCAAUUACGAUCUCGAUGGUUGGAACGACCCGAGCCGCUUGCCUCUUGGCAUCGGAGCUAGUGUCGCCUUUUUGAUCGGGGUGGUCGCAUGGUGCAUGGGCAUGGUCGAGACUUGGUUUGUGGGUCCUCUUGGCGGCUUGAUUGGCGAAUCUGGGGGUGAUAUUGCCAACGAAAUGACGCUUGUUGUUACUGCUGUGGCCUAUCUGCCUGCUCGUUAUUUGGAGUUGAAAUUAUUUGGGCGAUAG
Messenger RNA from Colletotrichum acutatum, 1533 nucleotides. RefSeq names its product permease for cytosine/purines, uracil, thiamine, allantoin-domain-containing protein. Gene Ontology annotation, molecular function: transmembrane transporter activity. Gene Ontology annotation, biological process: transmembrane transport. The record is from RefSeq and is a predicted model, not a curated record. The transcript has a single exon. Gene Ontology annotation, cellular component: plasma membrane; fungal-type vacuole membrane. NCBI's taxonomy places the organism in Eukaryota, Fungi, Ascomycota, Sordariomycetes, Glomerellales, Glomerellaceae. Bases 1 to 1533 code for a protein of 510 amino acids.